Molecule: messenger RNA, 1264 nt
Organism: Phytomonas sp. Hart1
Lineage: Eukaryota; Euglenozoa; Kinetoplastea; Trypanosomatida; Trypanosomatidae
Source: the annotation of a GenBank genome assembly
CUCUUUUCUUGUCAGUGCCGAACCUUGAGUCUUAUAAAAUCGAAAUGUCAAUUCCCAUUCCUCCAAGUGUGGUUCCACCUCCUCCAACAAGUGUGGUCCCACCUCCUCCAACAAGUGUGGUCCCGCCUCCUCCAACAAGUGUGGUCCCACCUCCUCCAACAAGUGUGGUCCCACCUCCUCCAACAAGUGUGGUCCCACCUCCUCCAACAAGUGUGGUCCCACCUCCUCCAACAAGUGUGGUUCCACCUCCUCCAACAAGUGUGGUCCCGCCUCCUCCAACAAGUGUGGUCCCACCUCCUCCAACAAGUGUGGUCCCGCCUCCUCCAACAAGUGUGGUCCCGCCUCCUCCAACAAGUGUGGUUCCACCUCCUCCAACAAGUGUGGUCCCACCACCACCACCACCAACGGCAUUUGUCCCUGCGCCACCAUUACCAAUGCCAUUGACGGCCAAACAAUCACCAAUUACCGUACAAGCAUGGGAAAAUCUCGAAUCAGAUGCACAAAAAAUGGUACCUAAUGAGGAGGGUACCAGGUAUCUAGAAAUGGACGAAAAUAUUCGAGAUCAAGUCUACAAGCUCUUUAUCUUAUCGGACUACGACAUUUUCAAGAUGCUUACUAAUGUUACGUCUAGCCUUCAUCACAUUGGGCGGCGUGACCUGGGUUUGAUGCGUAAUUCAGAUUUCACCGCUUUUACCAUUCUUCAGUCUUCUGCAUACGGCGGCGCAGAGGCAGACACAAGCAUGAAUGAAACCGAACGGCGUCGAGAUCUGGUUUCCGAAUCUAUCACGCGUAUCAACAAAGCUUAUACAAAUUCACUGGCGGCAUUAAAUGCCACCAUUUCAAAUUUACCACCCACUUCCCUGCCUUCGAAGAUCGAGAAGCGAAGAACACUGGGUCCUAAAUCCAUAUCAAAAACUUUUCCUUAUCAAACUACUUAUGAGCGAUUGAUGACGGAGAUCGCAAAAAUGCGUGUGGAGACGAAUAAAGCAAAACGUCAAAGCACAUCCAGAACGACAGCACCCACGCAGCGACGCGCCUACUAAAAUUUACAAAACGGUAGGUACUUACUAGUAAAACGUAGUGGAGACUUCCAGAUCUAGAAAUUUCAUCAUCACCAUUGCUAUCACGACCCAGAAUCACAACAUAAAUGCCUGACCAAGUUACUGAUGGAGUCUUUGAAACCGUUAUCUAGCGAUUGUAGUGUCUAAUGCUGCUAAGUCAAUUGGUAAUUCGAUUCAAGGAUGGCUAUUGACUGAUAUUAGAA